Molecule: messenger RNA, 1467 nt
Organism: Sorghum bicolor (sorghum)
Lineage: Eukaryota; Viridiplantae; Streptophyta; Magnoliopsida; Poales; Poaceae
Exons: 6
Coding region: 922-1266 (114 amino acids)
Source: RefSeq, a predicted model, not a curated record
CUAUUCUUGUGUUUAUAUUUCUAGUAUGUUUGGUCAGGUUCUGGUUCUCCCUAGUAAAGGUUCAUGGAUAAAUCAUGGAUUGAUGAUGAUGCUAGGCAUGGCAAGGCAUAAUUGCAGGGGGUGAACCGUUUCUUAGCUUUUGCAUUUAAUAAUGCAGCUGUUGGUAGCAAGAUACUUUGUCCUUGUAGAAAGUGCUCCAACUCUUUUUGGAAUGAGGCUAGUGAAGUCCGUGAACACUUAAUAUGUGAUGGGUUUCUAAAAGGGUACAGAACAUGGAAUUUACAUGGGGAACCCACCUUGUCUGUGAAUCAUGUGAACUGACAGAAAGAACCAUCCAAGAAGGCGAUGCGUUUGCUGUUACCUGUGGAAAAAAGGAACCAAAAGGACGAGUUCGGGUUUUGGGUCUAGGACCAACUCUCCAAACUGUUGGUACACCAGGAGUCAAGGGUUACACACCAACAAGGGUUCAAAUGCAUGUUCUAGAAUGUAAAAGGAAAGAAAGUCACCAAGUAGCUCUAGAACAACGCAUAGCCGAAUUGGAAGCUGAAUUGGCGCGUGAAAGGUCUAGUAUGGAAAAUAUCUCCCAGAAUGACUCUAACUCACGACACCAUGAGAGCCCAAGAUCUGAAGAAAUUUAUGUCGAGACACAUGAUGAUGCUGAAUUUCAUGAAGAUGGUGCCUAUGCAGAUAACUCUAAUGAGUAUGAGUAUGUGCUUGUGCGUAGGACCAACUCAGCCCCACCAGUCCAGCAGCCCCACCAGUCUGGCAGCUCCCCAUUUGUGCAGCCCAACACCUUUCCUGCAGCCUCAUCUAUGCAGCGCCCUCACUCUAACCUCAUUCCUACAACCAUAGUUGUUCAGCCCCCUCAGUCUUGUCCCAUUCCUACUGCCCCAAUUGUUCAGUGCUCUCAGUCUAGCCCUGAUGGUGCAGGCCCAUCAAGGAAUGGUGAUGCAAAUCACAACUCACAUGCUGACCUUAUUGGCAAAGAAGUUACUCUAUGCACUUCAUAGAGAUGAACCUGUGGCCAAGGGAAUAGUUAUUUCAGUUAAUCCUAGCACCAUGCAUGCAGGACAUGCUCUUGGAAGGAAAUAUUGUGAAGUUGUUAUCAGGUUUGUGAUGAAAAGGGAUGCAAAGCUACCUCGCCCGUAUCCUGGUGUGCAAGAGAUGGCUGAUGCUAAGGACCUGUCAAUUGCAUGGCCAUAUAACAGGAUCAAGAAAUGCAAGCCUAAAAAACCAUCCCAUGGAACAGGUAGUGGGAAGAAGUAGCUGGAAGUAGAAUGCAGCCAAUGAUUGGAUCAAAGUGCUCAUGACAAUGUGUUUUUGACUUUUUAGCUAUAGAUAAAAACUUGGGUUGGACUUACUAGAGGUGGAUCAUUUUGUAAAGAGUGGAAGUGAACUAUGAGACCUGGGUUGUGGAAUCGAAUACCUCUUGCAUUUUGGCUAAGCUUAUUUUACCUUAGCUUUUCU